Ostertagia ostertagi is the source of this 369-nucleotide messenger RNA. The record is from the annotation of a GenBank genome assembly. NCBI's taxonomy places the organism in Eukaryota, Metazoa, Nematoda, Chromadorea, Rhabditida, Trichostrongylidae.
AUGCUUCCGGCAUAUCGGCAGCGAGAAGAUGUACUUCGUGCUAUCAAUGAUCACAAAGUUGUGUUGAUCACGGGUGGCACUGGUUGUGGAAAGACAACACAGGUGCCACAAUUCUUGCUGGAGCAUGCAUCGGAGAAUAAUCAGCCACUGCGAAUUGUAUGUACUCAACCGCGUCGGCUACCAGCAAUCGCUGUGGCAAAUCGUGUUGCUAGAGAGCGUGGAGAAAGCCUUGGUUCCACUGUCGGCUAUCACAUUCGCCUAGAGCAGAGGACUUCGCCUCAAACUGUCCUCACGUACUGUACAAGUGGUGUUCUGCUGAGAAUGCUAACGCAAGAUGAUGCAGCGCGUGAUAUAUCCCACAUCAUUCUG